AAACCACGACACACCUUUGUCAGGACUUGUUUGGAAGCAAAGAGUUGAAAGAAACAAGGUGGAGAGAAAGAGAAGUGAACAUUUUUGAAAGAUCACUCAGCUUUAACACACCUUGGCUGGGUCUGGAUAAAAAAAAGUGAGCACUGCAAAUUUCUAGAAGAAAACAUCAGGGGAAGAAAGAGAGAGGGGGAUUUAUUCAAAGUUGUUUCCAAUUCUUUCAAAACCUCAAACCAGGUGGCUAUGGUAUGGAUGUAACCAAGAAAAACAAACGAGAUGGUACUGAAGUCACUGAAAGAAUUGUCACUGAAACAGUAACAGCAAGACUUACAUCCUUACCACCAAAAGGCGGGACCAGCAAUGGCUAUGCCAAAACAGGCUCUUUUGGUGGAGGGAGCCGAUUGGAGAAACAAAGCCUGACUCAUGGCAGCAGUGGCUACAUAAACUCAACUGGAAGCACACGAGGCCAUGCCUCCACCUCUAGUUACAGGAGGGCUCACUCACCUGCCUCCACUCUGCCCAACUCCCCAGGCUCAACCUUUGAAAGGAAAACUCACGUUACCCGCCAUGCAUAUGAAGGGAGUUCCAGUGGCAACUCUUCUCCGGAGUACCCUCGGAAGGAAUUUGCAUCUUCCUCAACCAGAGGACGGAGUCAAACACGAGAGAGCGAAAUUCGAGUUCGACUGCAGAGUGCGUCCCCAUCCACACGAUGGACAGAAUUGGAUGAUGUUAAGCGUUUGCUCAAAGGGAGUCGAUCGGCAAGUGUGAGCCCCACCCGGAAUUCCUCCAACACACUCCCCAUCCCCAAGAAAGGCACUGUGGAGACCAAAAUUGUGACGGCGAGCUCCCAGUCGGUGUCAGGCACCUACGAUGCAACGAUCCUGGAUGCCAACCUUCCCUCCCAUGUGUGGUCCUCCACCCUACCAGCGGGGUCCUCCAUGGGGACCUAUCACAACAACAUGACAACCCAGAGCUCGUCCCUCCUCAACACCAAUGCCUACUCUGCAGGAUCAGUCUUCGGAGUUCCAAAUAACAUGGCAUCCUGCUCAUCCACUUUGCACCCUGGACUCAGCACAUCCUCCUCAGUAUUUGGCAUGCAGAACAAUUUGGCCCCCAGCUCGACUACCCUGUCCCAUGGCACUACCACAACUUCCACAGCAUAUGGGGUGAAGAAAAACAUGCCCCAGAGCCCUGUGGCUGUGAACACCGGCGUUUCCACCUCUACUGCCUGCACCACAAGUGUGCAGAGUGAUGACCUUUUGCACAAGGACUGCAAGUUCCUGAUCCUAGAGAAAGACAACACACCUGCCAAGAAGGAGAUGGAGCUGCUGAUCAUGACCAAGGACAGCGGGAAGGUCUUUACGGCCUCCCCCGCCAGCAUCGCUGCUACUUCUUUUUCAGAAGACACCCUAAAAAAAGAAAAGCAAGCUGCCUACAAUGCUGACUCAGGCCUAAAAGCUGAAGCUAAUGGAGACCUGAAGACUGUGUCCACAAAGGGCAAGACCACCACUGCAGGUAUCCACAGCUACGGCAGCGGUGGUGUUGGUGGCAGUGGAGGAGGUGGCAAUGUUGGUGGUGCUGGCGGUGGCCCUUGGGGAGCGGCGCCAGCCUGGUGCCCCUGCGGCUCCUGCUGCAGCUGGUGGAAGUGGCUGCUGGGCCUGCUGCUCACCUGGCUGCUCCUCCUGGGGCUGCUCUUCGGCCUCAUUGCUCUGGCCGAGGAGGUGAGGAAGCUGAAGGCUCGUGUGGACGAGCUGGAGAGGUUCAGGAGCAGCAUCCUGUCUGACGAGAAACUGGAGAGAAGCAGCAAGGCCCGCCUCCAGGGCAUGGCACCCACGGUGGGAGCAGACCUGGACAAAAUUGGGCUGAACAGCAACAACCAGGAGGUGCUCUGGAUGUUCGUGAGGAACAAGCUAAUGACGGAACAGGAAAAUGGAAAUCUCCGAGGAAGCCCUGGCCCUAAAGGUGACAUGGGAAGUCCAGGACCUAAAGGAGAUCGAGGGUUCCCUGGGACUCCAGGUAUCCCUGGGCCCUUGGGCCACCCAGGUCCAGAAGGACCAAAAGGUCAAAAAGGCAGCAUGGGAGAUCCUGGCAUGGAAGGCCCCAUGGGCCAGAGAGGGCGAGAAGGCCCCAUGGGACCUCGUGGUGAGCCAGGGCCUCCUGGGUCUGGAGAGAAAGGGGAAAGAGGGGCUGCUGGUGAACCAGGUCCUCACGGCCCACCUGGUGUCCCAGGUUCUGUGGGUCCCAAAGGUUCCAGCGGCUCUCCUGGCCCACAGGGCCCUCCAGGUCCUGUAGGUCUCCAAGGACUCCGAGGUGAAGUGGGACUUCCUGGUGUCAAAGGUGACAAAGGACCGAUGGGACCACCAGGACCCAAAGGUGACCAGGGUGAGAAAGGACCUCGAGGUCUCACAGGCGAGCCUGGCAUGAGAGGUUUGCCUGGUGCUGUUGGUGAGCCCGGGGCUAAAGGAGCAAUGGGUCCUGCUGGCCCAGAUGGACACCAAGGCCCAAGAGGUGAACAAGGUCUUACAGGGAUGCCUGGAAUCCGUGGCCCACCAGGACCUUCUGGAGACCCAGGAAAGCCAGGUCUCAUAGGACCCCAGGGACCUCAGGGACUUCCCGGUACCCCUGGCCGACCAGGAAUAAAAGGUGAACCAGGAGCUCCAGGCAAGAUCGUGACUUCAGACGGGUCGUCAAUGCUUACUGUCCCAGGCCCCCCAGGGCCUCCCGGAGCCAUGGGACCCCCAGGACCUCCAGGUGCCCCAGGCCCUGCCGGCCCAGCUGGUCUCCCAGGACCGCAAGAAACCUUCCUCUCUGGCCCUCCAGGCCCACCUGGCCCCCCAGGUCCCAAGGGAGAUCAAGGUCCCCCAGGCCCCAGAGGACACCAAGGCGAGCAAGGCCUCCCAGGUUUCUCAACCUCAGGGUCCAGUUCUUUCGGACUCAACCUUCAGGGACCACCAGGCCCACCUGGCCCCCAGGGACCCAAAGGUGACAAAGGUGAUCCAGGUGUCCCAGGGGCUCUUGGCAUUCCUAGUGGUCCUUCUGAAGGGGGAUCAUCAAGCACCACGUAUGUGUCAGGCCCGCCAGGCCCCCCUGGGCCCCCUGGGCCUCCGGGCUCUCUCAGCAGCUCUGGCCGGGAGAUUCAGCAGUACAUCUCUGAGUACAUGCAGAGUGACAGUAUUAGGUCUUACCUAUCCGGAGUUCAAGGUCCCCCAGGCCCACCUGGUCCCCCAGGACCUGUCACCACCAUCACAGGCGAGACUUUCAACUACUCAGAGCUGGCAAACCACGUUGUGAGCUACUUACGGACUUCGGGGUACAACAUCGGCUUGUUCUCGUCCUCCAUCUCUUCUGAAGACAUCCUGGCUGUGCUGCAGCGGGAUGACGUGCGUCAGUACCUACGUCAGUACCUGAUGGGCCCUCAGGGUCCGCCAGGGCCACCAGGAGCCAGUGGAGACGGGUCCCUCCUGUCUUUGGACUAUGCAGAGCUGAGUAGUCGCAUUCUCAGCUACAUGUCGAGUUCUGGGAUCAGCAUUGGGCUUCCUGGUCCCCCGGGGCCCCCUGGCUUGCCAGGAACCUCCUAUGAGGAGCUCCUCUCCUUGCUGCGAGGGUCUGAAUUCAGAGGCAUCGUUGGACCUCCAGGUCCCCCGGGUCCACCAGGGAUCCCAGGCAAUGUGUGGUCCAGCAUCAGCGUGGAGGACCUCUCGUCUUACUUACACACUGCAGGUUUGUCAUUCAUCCCAGGCCCUCCAGGACCUCCUGGUCCCCCAGGUCCUCGAGGGCCCCCGGGUGUCUCAGGAGCUCUGGCAACCUAUGCAGCUGAAAACAGCGACAGCUUCCGGAGCGAGCUGAUCAGCUACCUCACAAGUCCUGAUGUGCGCAGCUUCAUUGUUGGUCCCCCAGGCCCUCCUGGGCCGCAGGGACCCCCUGGGGACAGCCGCCUCCUGUCCACGGAUGCCUUCCACAGUCGGGGUAGCAGCUCCUCCUCACACAGCUCGUCUGUCAGGCGGGGCAGCUCCUACAGCUCUUCCACGGGCACAGGAGCUGGCACAGGCUCCGUGGGUACAGGGGGUGCCUUUGGUGCAGCUACAGGAGAUGGGGGCCCCUAUGGCACUGACACCGGCCCAGGCAGAGGCUAUGGGGCAGCAGCAGAAGGCAGCAUGUAUGGUGGCAAUGGCGGACUAUUUGGGGCUGACUUUGCUGGAGGUCUGGAUUACAAUGAGCUGGCUGUGAGAGUAUCAGAGAGCAUGCAGCGUCAGGGCCUACUGCAAGGGAUGGCCUACACUGUCCAGGGCCCACCAGGCCAGCCUGGGCCGCAGGGACCACCCGGUAUCAGCAAGGUCUUCUCUGCCUACAGCAACGUGACUGCGGACCUCAUGGACUUCUUCCGAACUUAUGGAGCCAUUCAAGGACCCCCUGGGCAGAAAGGAGAGAUGGGCACUCCAGGACCCAAAGGUGACAGGGGCCCUGCUGGGCCACCAGGUCAUCGUGGGCCACCUGGCCCUCGAGGGCACAAGGGAGAAAAAGGAGACAAAGGUGACCAAGUCUAUGCUGGGCGGAGAAGAAGAAGAAGUAUUGCUGUCAAGCCAUGAGCUAGCUAUGGCAGGACAGCUCCUGGACCAGGUGUCAUAAUGCAUAUGGCACUUAGGUCCAAGCUCUCCAGAGGGUGAAAGCUGGAGUCUGUUAAUGUCCUACUGAGACAGCAUAGCCAACCUAGCUAACAACAUUUGUUUUAGUCUGAACAAUAUAUACUUAUAGAAUUCAGUCGAAGAUACACAAUCUGAAACAGCUUCAUGGGGUGGACUCUAGUAAGAGUAGUUGCAAUGUUUUAGAAUGAGAUUUACUUCUCUGCUAUCUAGAUCUGAACUCCUUGGCUUCUUUACUUAGUUCAAGCCCCAGCCUAGGAAAGCCAGUUACAUAAAAGUUGGCUCGGGAAUCUUAGAGCUUUGCCUAAAUACGAGCCCAGAAAAGAGAGGAUGGGGAUGGAGUGCCUUCCUGGAGGUGACACUUGAUGGGGGUGUGUUCUGGUUACUGCGGCAAGGCUGUGCCAUCAUCAGCUCCUUCCUCCCCUGUUCAUUCUGCAUUCUGUAGUCAGUUGGCUAAGAAGUGACUCUUGCAACUAAAAAAAUUAAGAAAUUCACUUCCCCUCUAGGAGGUGAUAGUUUCUAAUGGUUAUCAUAUAUGUAUAUCACAUUCCCAUUUGCUUAGAAAGUCUGAUUGCAGCCAUGAUUGUCCAUAGGCCCAUGCUAGAGUUCAUGGAUAUGUUAUACUGAACCAGGCUAGAGCAAACAGAAAAACAAGGAUGAAAGGCAAUGGACAAGGAAGGAAGAAAGGGAGAGGGGGAAAACAGAAUACCUGAUGCUGGGGACACAGCGUCAGCUCAAGACGUCACCCUCCGUUCUGCAUUCCGAAAAUGGCACUUGGGGGACAGGGCACAGUUGGUCUUUAACCACUUUUCAAUGUCUAAAAACAUUUGUUUGUGGUCUGUAAGAUGAAACAUCAUUUCAAUUGUAAAAUUUCCAAUUAAAUUUUUUUUCUU
This is a messenger RNA of Rhinopithecus roxellana (golden snub-nosed monkey), 5530 nucleotides long. It is a transcript of the gene COL17A1, whose product is annotated as collagen type XVII alpha 1 chain. Lineage: Eukaryota; Metazoa; Chordata; Mammalia; Primates; Cercopithecidae. The record is from RefSeq and is a predicted model, not a curated record. Bases 246 to 4583 code for a protein of 1445 amino acids. The transcript is spliced from 53 exons.